This is a messenger RNA of Closterium sp. Yama58-4, 1263 nucleotides long. The record is from the annotation of a GenBank genome assembly. Lineage: Eukaryota; Viridiplantae; Streptophyta; Zygnematophyceae; Desmidiales; Closteriaceae.
AUGGAGAGCGAACAAAUCACGAUUCUCAUCCCGCCGAAACCGGAAGCCGGAACCUACAUGCUCGAUGGGCAAACCGGAGCUUUUCUGACUGCUGCGACAGACAACCAGCUCGCGAAACCACGGCGAAGCAGCCCUUCGUCGCACCGAUUCACUCCGCGAUUUCUCGUGGGGCGAGUGCUGGGCGAAGGAGCGUACGGCGUGGUGGAGAUUUGCCACGAGAGGCGCUCUUGGAACUCGCCACGUGGCAGCCCGAGGGUACACCUGUCUCCUUCUUCCGCAGCACCUGGUCAAGAAUGCGCGGAGUCCACAAUUUGCCGUUUUGUUAAUGGCGACGUCCACGCAGUCGAAAGUGGCGACGUUGGCGAAGCUUUCGCAUGCAAGACGGUGGAACGAGCAGGAAACAGCGAGGAGACGUGGAAGGCGAAAGCGACAGCAUUAAGGAGAGAAGGCAAAGUGAUGCGACACCUAGGUAAACACCCAAACAUCGUGGAAUUGAAAGGCGUGUACGACAGCAACGACCGCGUGCGACUGGUGAUGGAGCUGUGCGACCGUGGCGACUUGCUCUCUCUGCUCUUGGGCAAGAAGAAUUUCAUUCAAUCCGUGGAACAGCAGCAGAAGCCGAAACACCGGACAUCCGAGUCGUCUUGGCCGUCACUGAAGAAACUAUCUUCGUUCUGCAGAUCAAGCUUUAAAAACAGAUCCGGUGAACGACCAACUGGUCUUCCUGAACACCUGGUGGCUGGCAUAUUUUGGCAGCUAGUGACAACUGUGCAGCAUUGCCACUCGCACCGUGUUGUCCAUCACGACAUCAAGCUGGAAAAUGUGCUGCUGACGUCAGCUUCUCCAGCUUCCAAGCUCUCUGGAACAGGCACGUGUCCUUUUACAGUGAAGCUGGCGGAUUUUGGCACAGCAACUAUCCUCAAACCGGGCCUGGAUUUUACGAUGGGAAAUGUCGGGAGCGCUGCGUAUAAAGCACCUGAAGUCUCUCAAGACAGCUGUCACGGCACGCCGGCUGAUGUUUACAGCCUCGGGGUUGUCCUGUAUGCGCUCCUAACCUCCACGUUCCCGAAUUUUGAUGCGAGCAAAGGCACGGUUGCACACAAGAAUCCACAAGACUUCAUUGAUAAUGAGUUGACAGUGCAUCUUUCAUCAGGUGUCAAGCAGCUGAUUGCCUCAAUGCUCACUGUGGAUCCUGCAAAAAGACCCACAUGUUCACAAGUGCUGGAGCAUUCAUGGGUGCAUGGGGGCAGAGGAAGUUGCUGA